Eurytemora carolleeae is the source of this 1328-nucleotide messenger RNA. RefSeq names its product zinc finger Y-chromosomal protein 1. Gene Ontology annotation, biological process: regulation of transcription by RNA polymerase II. The record is from RefSeq and is a predicted model, not a curated record. The annotation marks the transcript as partial. Gene Ontology annotation, cellular component: nucleus. The transcript has a single exon. Gene Ontology annotation, molecular function: DNA-binding transcription factor activity, RNA polymerase II-specific; RNA polymerase II transcription regulatory region sequence-specific DNA binding. NCBI's taxonomy places the organism in Eukaryota, Metazoa, Arthropoda, Copepoda, Calanoida, Temoridae.
CAAGGACAGAUUCAGCAUAUUAGAAGUAAACAUGAAGGCGUGAGAUAUCCUUGUAUUCACUGUGAAUACGCUGCCACUCAAGCAGGUUCUCUGAAGAUACAUAUUGAAUCUAAACAUGAAGGAAUACGAUAUCCAUGCGAUCAAUGCGAGUACGCUGCCACUACAGCAGGUCGUUUAAAAACACAAAUUGAAUCUAAACAUACAGGAGUGAGAUAUCCAUGCUGCCAAUGUGAUCACGCUGCCACUACAGCAAGUAAUCUGAAGACACAUAUUGAUAUUAAACAUGAAAGAGUGAGAUAUCCAUGUGAACAGUGUGAAUACGUCUCUACAGGUGUAAAAAGUCUGAAGUUACACAUUGAAUCCAAACAUGAAGGAGUAAGAUAUCCCUGUAAGCAGUGUGAUUUUACCUCUAGCUCAAUAGGGUAUCUGAAGAUACAUAUUGAAAAUAAACAUGAAGAAGUAAGAUAUCCCUGUGAGCAGUGUGAUUUUACCUCUAACUCAGUAGGGUAUUUGAAGAAACAUAUGAGAAAUAAACAUGAAGGAGUGAGAUAUCCCUGUGAUCAGUGUGACUAUGUUGCCACUGGUGUACAGCACCUGAAAUUACACAUUGAAUCUAAACAUGAAGGAGUGAGAUAUCCUUGCGAUCAAUGUAAACACGCUGCAACUGACCAAAAUAAUCUGAAGAAACAUAUUCAAAAUAAACACGAAGGAGUGAGGUAUCCAUGUGAUCAGUGUGAAUACGCUGCCACUACAGCAGAUAAUCUGAAGAGUCAUAUUAAAAAUAAACAUGAAGGAGUAAGAUAUCCAUGCAAUCAGUGUACUUAUGUUGCUCCUACAUCAAAUAAUCUCAAAAGACACAUUGAAAGUAGACAUAAAGGAGUUAAAUAUCCCUGUUCGCAAGAAAUCUUACUUCUACCUCAGUAUGGUAUUUAAAGAAAUAUAUUAAAUCUAAGCAUGAAGCAUUAUAAGAUAUUAUUGAAUAAAUAUUGAGGAGUGAGAUAUCCCUGUGAUCAGUGUGAAUAUGUUGCUACCCAAUCCUGUAAUAUCUGAACAAAAUUAUUUGUACAGUUUGGGGAAUGUACGCUUGUCUCUGUAUAAAUUAUUUGGGUCAAAACUGCCCCAGCUCUUCUAGCAGCCUCAAUACACUGGGUGGAGGUUUUCAGAUUUAAUGAAAUUUUAACACCCAGAUCCCAUUCUACUGGGGUGUACCAUUCAUUGUUUAUAUAUGGUUCAACAUGAAGUACUUUGCAUUUGGAAAUAUUGAAGCUCAUAUUCCAACUGUUCCAAUUUAUUAAUUUAUUUAGAUAUUCCUGAGUUUUUUCACAUUC